GACAUGCAUAAGUUUGAACCCCAGUAUACCUAUGCCCAUUGCAUGCGACGGUGCGAGAUCCAGAGACUGGGUGGUCUGGGCAGAUACUUUCGAGUUUCCGUGCUUCUUGUUACAUUUUGCGGAAUAUUUUUGACCUCAGCCAAGCCAAGAACAACGUCUGUUUUGCAACUGAAAUCUUUAAAUGAACUUCUCGUUCUCUCAUCUCAUCGUGGUGAAAGUGAGGCAACUAGCUUGAAUAUCUGCCCCAGAAUCACUAAGUCGUUCUCGGAAAGCGUUCAGCUGUCACACUGCAGCCAUGAUGCCCGUUCGAGAGAUGACUCUAGACUCCAGAGUCUCAUUAGACGUGGGCAACGCUGCCUUGACUCGAGUAGCGCAUUACCAUAACCUCCGGCAUCUAUCCGUACGGAUUCCGCCAGGGGAUUUGUCUGAACUGCCCGUUGUGCUCGACGUCGACUGUCGAACCGUUCUUGUCAAUACCGUUCGUGCGUGAAGCCAAGCCCUGCGUCGGCACCGCGCGGCUGCGCCAGCCAGCAUUUGCGUUCUGCAUCUACCCUUGCUGUGCUGCAUCGCUUUCUCUUUCUGUGUCAGAACUGCCUCCUUCUUCACGUUCUCGACGCGAGUGCGGGGAGUAAACUUGUCAAUGUACAAUGUACCAAGCUCUAGGGUCAUGCACAAGAGUAACGUACUCUCAACCUUGGGCUCUCGUCAUUACCCCUGUCCGACUCUGUAGCAUCGAAGUCCUGAGUUCCCAGCCCAGGUGACGAGAAUAAGAUCAGGGAAGCUGCAUUGUUGCCCCCCUCAGUUGCAUUUCAAUCUGGCUUUCGUCUCUGAGUUAACGCGUUCUUGCCCUCCUCUGCACCCCUUGAUCGUCUCGAUUCUCAGCUCUACCGCGGUCACUGAC
This is a messenger RNA of Colletotrichum godetiae, 901 nucleotides long. RefSeq lists its product as uncharacterized. The coding region runs from base 4 to 384 and encodes 126 amino acids. Lineage: Eukaryota; Fungi; Ascomycota; Sordariomycetes; Glomerellales; Glomerellaceae. The transcript has a single exon. The record is from RefSeq and is a predicted model, not a curated record.